This is a messenger RNA of Cyprinodon variegatus (sheepshead minnow), 2209 nucleotides long. Its product is annotated as heterogeneous nuclear ribonucleoprotein U-like 2. Bases 123 to 2039 code for a protein of 638 amino acids. Lineage: Eukaryota; Metazoa; Chordata; Actinopteri; Cyprinodontiformes; Cyprinodontidae. The transcript is spliced from 11 exons. The record is from RefSeq and is a predicted model, not a curated record. Gene Ontology annotation, molecular function: protein binding. Gene Ontology annotation, cellular component: membrane.
CAAAAAGAAGACGAAGAAGAGAAUAAAUGGGGGGGGAAUGUUUUGAAUCAUGCUCCUGUUUAUUUUUUAUUAAGUUAUUUUUGUCAUGAGCGAACCGUCUGCUUUAUCUUGACGCCGCAAGAAUGAAGUUAGCAGACAUUAAGAAGUUAAAAGUGGCCGAACUGCGGUCCAAACUAACAGAACUGGGAUUAGACUGCAGAGGACUGAAGGCUGAUCUGGUGGAUAGACUGUGGCAUGCCUCCCAGUCAGGACAGACUCCAGAACAGGAGAAACCGCCAGACGACAACUCUUCAACACCGUCUGGACCCACAGAACCAGCUGAGGUUCUGGUUUCACAGUCUGAGUCCUCAUCACCGCCGGAGUUGGACUGUGCUGCUGCGCCGUGUGAAGUAGACCGAGGUAGAGAGUUCACGAACACCGCCACACAGACCGAACCAGAACCCGGUCCGUUAGCCGCAGUACCGCCGGGUUCCGGAGCAGAGACUGUCUGCAGGGUUAAUGAGAAGCAGCUGGGCCUUUCCGGUGGUUCUGCUUCCGAGGAGACUGACAGAGGAAGAGCUUUCUACGAGUUCAAGGAGGAGAUACGAUACAAAAGAUGCAAAUCACCUCAGCCUCCACAGGGCAAGGGAGAGGAAGAGGAGUUGGAUGAAGAUAAAGUUAGAUUAGAUCCAUAUGGCUGUCACCUCCACUUUAAAGUGAGCUCUGAUGGAUCCUGUGGGGAGCCACGGUUCUGGGACCGGUUCCCCUUGCUGUGGUCUGGCUGCAAGCUCAGCCACGGCGUGCGGCAGGGCAGGGUGGGCUUUGAGGUUCGGCUGGAGAGAAAGUUGACGAAUCUAGAGCCAGAAGCCCUACAAGCCAAGCAGGCGUAUGGACUGAGAGUGGGCUGGUCAGGAGGAGAGUCCUCUCUGCUGCUGGGAGAGGAUGAGCUCUCGUUUGCUUAUGACUCCCGCGGUAAAAAAGUAUCUGGUGGAAACGAAGAGGAGUACGGUGAGCCUCUGUCUGAGGGCGACAUCAUUGGCUGUUAUGCUUCUUUUUCUACGGAUGGCGCUGUUGAGCUGUUUUUCCACAAGAACGGUCGUCUCCUGGGUCGAGCUUUUGCCCUGAGUGCCUCUGCUCUCCGUGCUCAAGUCUUGGUUCCUCAUGUUCUCUGUCAGAACUGCUCAGUCCGAUUGCUUCUGGACCCCAUAGCCCCUUGGUGGUACCCAGGACCGCCGGGGUUUACAUCACUGGCGGCGCUCGCUGCUGGUCAGAGAGAACGUGUCACAGCAGCUCCUACUUCCAAAGCGCAGUGUGAGGUGGUGAUGAUGGUAGGGCUUCCUGGUUCUGGGAAGAGCUUCUGGGCUCAGACUCUGAUGAAGCAGCAUCCAGAGAAGAAGUACAGACUGCUGGGAACAGAGGAGCUGCUUUCUUGUAUGCUUAAUGGUGGUCAGAGUGACAGCAGGCUGCAACAGGCCUCCCAGUGUCUGACCGAUCUGAUCAAGGUCGCUGCCGAGACGCCUGGAAACUACAUCCUCGACCAGUGCAACAUCCUCUUCUCUGCACGUCGGCACAAGCUGCAGCUGUUUGCAGGCUUCAGACGGAAGGUGGUGGUGGUCUUCCCUCCUGCAGAUGAGUGGAAGCGACGGCUGCUUCAGCAUCGAAUGACUGAUGGUGUGCACAUCCCUCAAACCGCCCUGCUCAAACUCCAAGUGAGCUGCAGUUUUCCAGAGCUACAGCCUGACCUGAUGGAGGAGUUGGAGUAUGUGGAGCUGCUGCAGGAGCAGGCUCAGAUCCUCCUGAAGGAGUACAAACAGGAGGCUCACAGACUGCUGCCCCCCGUCAUCAAACCAGACAAGAAACCCAAAUCGUACAAAAAAAGGCGUCACUUUCAGUGGCCUCCAAACAGGAAGCAGUGGACAGCAGUCCAUGGCUGGGCCGACCCUAGAAGUAACUUGCAGUCGUGGAGCCAGCAGCCGCGACAUUGGCCCCCGCCUUAUCAACAGGAGAACUAUGACUACAGCAGAAAUGUUGGUUACAGCGGAUACCAGAGUUACUCCUGAGUUAACAUGGGACGAUAAAAACGAGGCAGCUGCAUCUGUGGACUUGGGAUAUUUUCUGAUAUGAAUCGCUGCAGAGAAUUUAGGCAGACCACAGGCCGAAAAUCACCAGGCAUCCCUCAUUUUAUAAAUAUUUUUAUUGAAAAAAAGAUUGAAACAGUUUAUUUUUGUUC